Thlaspi arvense is the source of this 2716-nucleotide messenger RNA. The record is from the annotation of a GenBank genome assembly. NCBI's taxonomy places the organism in Eukaryota, Viridiplantae, Streptophyta, Magnoliopsida, Brassicales, Brassicaceae.
AUGUCUUUUCUUUUAAUAUUGCAUUUUCAACCAAAUGAUCCAAAGCCUUACCUCAAAAUAAACCCAAAAUCUCUUCCUAAGUUAGAGCGAGAAAGAGUGAUGGAUGCGACGAACCACGAUGGCGUUAUCAAUUCUACUACGAACUGGAGACUCGCCGGCGGUGCCCUCACAGACUCCAUCUCCUUUGAGUCCUCCCUCUCUACUACCACCGCAACCCACGAAUCUGACGACGGGAUCAUCCCCGCCGCCGUCGAUCACGCGGCCAAGUCACCGCUGCUUCUGCUCCCUCCGAUUCCUAAUGGCGAGCCUUGUGAAAUUACCAUUACGUUUGCACACGAACAUGAAUUAAGGCAAGUCUAUAUCCGAAGUACUGCACGGGUAUACGAAGUAUAUUACACCAAGAAGCUGGGACGUGACAGAGAAUACCUUUGUACAGUUCGAUGUGGCAUUGCGAUGAGAGCAGAAGAAGUGCUUCAGAUCAUCCCUCACACUGAGCCAGCUGCUUCUAAGAGUCAAAUGGAACCGAUUAAGGAUGAUCAUAUGGAGACGAAGGUAAAAGAUAAUGGCAAUGGACGCACGAACGAAGAUGAUUGGGUUGAAGUGAAAGCUGGCGAUGCUUCUCUGCUCAAUAAUGAAAAAGAUCUGCUUUCACUGCCACAAUUAGGAUUACAGGAUUUUUAUGAAGCUACUGCAGAGAUCAAUGAUGCAGAACCUUGCAUUUCAAUUACGCUCCGUCUUCUCUCCCUUCAGGAUAAAAGAUGUGCACUUGUUGAUGAAGUUUAUGUAUUUGCUGAUCCUGCUGAUCCAAGUGAGUCAGAGCAUGAAGAAACAAGUGGAAAAGGAAAUUCCUCCACUAGUGCGCUGAUGGCUAUGUUUAUGCCAACUCUUUUACAGCUAUCUCGAGGAAAAGAUGUCAGAAAAGAAGAGGGCAGACAAGUUUCCGACAAGUCCAACAGCACGAAUCCAGGAACUUUGGGAAAUUCGAAUGAUUCAAGUAAGAUUGUGAACGAAAUUCAGCAGGAGGCAUGUUUCAGUAGACCUGAUCAGAUAGGAGUGAGCUCACCAGUUUUAGUCGAUACUCUUGCAAAGCGGGUUGAUGCAGCAACGGGAGUAUCUGGAGAAGAAACCAAGCCUGCUAUAUCUUGCAGUAAUGUGGAGACUAUCCUGCAUCAGCUUGUUAACAAGGUAAGCAGAAUAGAAACUAUCUUGACAAGAUUUGAAGAUCAGAUGUUGAAACCUAUCAACAGUAUUGAUGCGAGGCUCCAGCUAGUUGAGAAGAAACUCGAGCACCUAGGCAAGAAGUCAUCUGAAUCUGAAUUGCUUGUCGAAACAAAGUUACCCAAUCCAGGUUCUCUGGGUAGUGAUACAGAUAAACCUCCUGAAACCGAUGCGUUGGAUGAAUUGACCAGAAACAGAGACAAUGCACAAUUGUCCUCUUGUACCAGAGCAGUUGUCCCUGACUCCUGUAGUUUAGAGAACAGUGAAGAUGAUGCUGUUGUACUCAAGAACAGGCUGGAUAGUAGUUUUACAAAGUUGGUAGAACCAGGGAGUGAAAAUAACUCAAUCUCAGGAAAUGAGGUGAUUUCUGCGGAAUCUGCGAUCAGUGAUAAGGAGGUUAGUCAUUCUCUUGGGAGAGAAUCUUUUGAAGAGAAUCCAAAACGUUCGCUGUCUAUAAAUGAUGCUUUAGCAUCUGCACUUGCUGGACUACUGUCGUCAACUUCAACCACGGACGGAAAAUACAGCCAAGCCCUCAUAGUUACAGCCCCUGAAUUUUCAAAUGAAGAUGACAUGGAGAUGGAAGAGAAACCUCCCUCCGGUACCUUUACAGACAGAACCCAAGUUGCAGCAGAGGAGAUGGGAAACACAUACUCUGCUUCGGAGAGCCCAACUUCUUCAGAGAAAGACCCUGGAAUUACUCUAUGUACUGAAGACGAUUCUCAUGAAAUGAUUGAUGAACUUCCUGAGAAGUUGGGUGAUAGUGUAGGUAUAUAUGACUAUCCUGAGACAGUGGUUAGCGUUAGGGACGAUGAUUUAGAUGAAGAGACGGUGUCGUCAAGCACAAAACUUGAUUGUUACACAGAAAGGGAGAACCUCAGUUAUGAUCCCAGGAAUCCUGAUUCAUUGGUUCGCGAGCACGAGAAUCCAAAUGUAACUACUGAAUGCAAAGGAGAGCCAGUAAUGGAUGAUGUAUUGAAGAGCGUUCUCGGUUUCCAACCCACUACUUCUUCGGUCGAUUUCUUAAGUCCUGUCCUGGAUGUGAAAUUUAAUUCAGAGAAAAAAGUCUCAGACAGCAAGUGUUUCUUUGAGGCACUCUUCACAGAAGAAUCUAAGACUGUUGUAGAUUGUAGGAACGAAGCGUUUGAUGAUAACUUGGUCUCAGUGGAAGAUACAGAACUAAAAGGCCCACCAACAGAUACUCUUUCGUCCGUGGAGAUGGAUCACUAUGAGAUGGACAACGAGUUGCAUCUACAGUUGAAUGCUGAAAUAUCAACAGCGAGUCUGAUAUAAAAGGAAAAAUCAAAAUGCGGCGGCAUCAAAGUCCGCAUUCGAUUUUCGUCAAAUUUUUUGCUCCUAAGUUCUUCAUGCCAUGUCUAUUACUCUUAUGGAGUCUACAACUUGUAAGCUUUAAUGAUAUAUAUAUUAUACAAACUUGACCAAUUCUCCGAGCCUCCAAAAUAUAAUUUGGUCAUUCAACUAUCUUUUGCGAUUGGUUUCA